Lottia gigantea (owl limpet) is the source of this 2779-nucleotide messenger RNA. RefSeq lists its product as hypothetical. Lineage: Eukaryota; Metazoa; Mollusca; Gastropoda; Lottiidae. The record is from RefSeq and is a predicted model, not a curated record. Gene Ontology annotation, biological process: regulation of mRNA processing; regulation of transcription by RNA polymerase II. Gene Ontology annotation, cellular component: nucleus. The coding region runs from base 1 to 2541 and encodes 846 amino acids. Gene Ontology annotation, molecular function: sequence-specific DNA binding; RNA binding. The transcript is spliced from 14 exons.
AUGGAAACUGAGGAAUCUUCUGUGAAGACUGAAGACGAUAAAGCUGGUGAGGUCAAACAAUCAGAUGAAAAGGAAACCAAACUAGCUGCAGUAGAAGCUGUCAAAACCGAAGAAAGCACAGAUGCAGCCUCAAAAGUUACCACUAAUCCACCAAAAGCAGCCGUGACUAAGACAACCCCAGGUAAAACUGCAGCAAACAAGACACCUGUUGUAAAAGCUGCAGCUACAGCAAAGACUGAUGCUUCCAACAAACCAGUACCUGGUACCAAGACUGGAAAUGGAGUUGUUAAAUCACCAGCAGCUGGAGCUAAGGUAGCCAUUCUAGAAAUGAAUGAUGACUCAUUUGAUUUGCGAGUUGAUGACACUCAGAUGAGUGAAAUUGAUGCUGAUUUGCUGAACUCGCAGGGUGAUGCUAAGGUGAGUGCUAAGACAGACGAGGUGAAUGGUGAGACAGAAGGUGCAGAAACAACUUUGACUGAACAAAGUGGUGAGAAGACUGAUGAUACAGACAAAUCUGAUAAAAAGUCAACUGAUGAUAAAACUGACAAGAAGGAUGAAAAGAAAGGUGAAGAAAAGAAGGAUUCAACUAAGGAUAGCAAAACAACUUCCAAGAGUUCUCAAAGUUCUAGAGAUUCUAAAUCAAAAGAUAACAAAGGUGGUUCUGGUCGUAAUUUGUGGGUGAGUGGUUUAUCACCAAUAUCUAGAGCUACAGCACUUAAACAAUUGUUCAGCAAAUAUGGCAAGGUGGUUGGUGCUAAAGUUGUUACUAAUGCAAGAAGGCCAGGAUCUAGAUGCUAUGGCUUUGUUACCAUGUCCACAGCUGAAGAGGCUUCUAAAUGUAUCACACAUCUUCAUCGCACUGAACUUCACAGUAGGAUGAUCUCUGUUGAAAGGGCAAAGAAUGAACCAGGAACAGCCAACAGAUCCUCAGCUUCUCACAAAUCAUCAGAUGAUAGAAGAUCUUCUACUGGAAGAAAAGAUGAAAAAAAGGAUGAUAAGAAAGAUGAUAGAAGAAAAGAUGAAAAGAAACCAGAUGAUAAAAAAGAUGAGAAGAAACCAGUUGAGAAGAAAGAUGAAAAGAAAAUACCAACUAAACCUGAAUCUAAGGAUAAGAAGCCUGACGAAACCAAGAAAGAUGAAAAACCCAAAGAGAAAAAAGAUGAAAAGAAAGAUGAUAAAGAUAGAAGAGAUAGAAAAUCAGAUCAUAGUGCAAGAUCACGAGAUAGAUCUAAAGGUAGAUCAAGUCCUAGAAGAGAUAUUCUGUCAUUUGAACAGAUUCGUGCUGAACGUGAGAGAGAAAGAUUGAUUCAGAAAGAAAGACAAAUGAGAGAAGAGGAAAGAAGAAGACAGAGAGCUUUAGAAAGACAACAGAGUCGACAGAAAGAAGUUCAUAUACGUCAGAGAGAAGAGGCGAUGAGAUUAAAAAGAGAACAGGAUAAAAUAAAACUUGAAAGAGAGAGGAUAGAAAGAGAAAAAUUAGAAAUAGAAAGAUUAAAGUUGGAAAGAGAGAAAUUUGAAAGAGAAAAGGAAGAAAUGCUGCGACAAGAACGAUUAAGAUUAGAGAUGGAAAGGAGGGCAUUAAAGAGACCAUAUGAUAGUCGUGGUGGUAGAGAUGAUGAUUAUAAUUCUGGUAGUAAAAGAGCCACUUUAGAUUCCAGAUAUGAUUCUUAUGAUAGACGAGAUGGAGGUUCUAGUAGGUAUCAUGAUCGUACAGCUAGUGCCGGAGCCAAUGACAGAAAAGUAGAUCGAUAUGAUAGAAGAACAUCUGAUGCUACAAGUGAUCGACGUGAUAGAAGUGAUACUAGACGUGCUAGUUCACGUGAUACAAGAGAUAAUAGAGAUAAUCGACGUGAUGAUAGAUAUUCAGCAAAUAGCAGUCACCGUUAUGGUAAUGAUAGUAAGAGUGAUAGAAAUGUUGGUAGAAAUGAUAGAACUGAUUCUAGAUCCAGUAAUAGAGAUAGAGAUCGUACUACUAGUAGUGGUGGUGGACACAGUAGUCAUGGGGCUAGUCGUGGUAAUGAUAGAAACAAUGACAGGACAGCUAGUCAUACUAGUAGUCAUACUACUAGUAGAUCUGAUUGGAAAUCAGACCGACCUUCAGCUUCACGUCAAACAGCAUCACAUAGUUCUCAUACUUCACACGGUGCACAUGGUGGAACACAUGGACGAGAUACUAAUGAUACAAGAGUUGCAGUAACUAAUAGUCGAGAUAGUUGGCAAUCUAAUUCAGCUAGACCAACUACCGGAAGUUAUGCAGAUGUAUCAAGUCAGAGACCAGCAUGGGGAAGUGGAAUGGAUCGUAAGGUAGCACAUCCUAUAGAGCCAACACCACUUGGUCGUAAUGAUAGAUGGAUGGGAGCUGAGCCUCAUCAACAUCGUACAGGAUAUAACAAUAUGGGAGUAAGUGUAAUGGGUACCAUGGGAAAUAAUGUGUAUUUGAGUAAUGCUGCCGGCAGUAACAUGAAUAUGAUGGGUCAGAAUUUGAGUCGGCCACAAGAUAGCAGAUUUGGAAUUGCCGCAGCUACUAUGCGCAGAUUUUAACAUUGAUUUGGACUUUCUUUUUGUUUAGUUCAUAUUGGUCUUAUUUGUUAUGUCAUCUCAUUAUUUUUCUAGAGAAAUUAUGAUUAACUAGAUAAUUAUGAUUACAAUCAAAUCGUGGAAGAUAAUCAUAAAGAAGGUUGAAUGUUUUUAUUAAUGUGGAGAUCUUGUAAGUCUCCUAACUGUAUAUGUUUUGUAUGUCAAGUGCUCAUGAUAUUUUAAUAAAUGAAAACUCAAUAAU